CUAAAACUGUUUAACACCAGUUGCAGAGGCAAACCACCGGUUAAAGAAAAUCAAAACCCUAAUAUCAGUUGCGUCGAAACAUUUGGUCUGAAUUAAAUACCGAACAUAUUAUUGUUGCUGAUAAUCGUCGUGCUAUCAAAGAGAUUGCUGCUACUGUUUGCUCAUAUAUUCUCGAAGUGAAUCAUUCGUUCUUCCUUAUUGUCUCAAUUCCAAACCUAUAAUUGUUGGUGAUAAUCUUCAUGCUGCCAAAGAAAUUGCAGCUACUACUUGCUCAUACAUUCUCGAGGUGAUUCCUCUAUUUAAAGUUGCUGCUUAUUCUCGGCUUGUAUAACAUGAUGAUAUGUACGUCCAUGAUGGAAAUUUAGUUCAGUACUUUCUCAGUUUGACUCUCGUGCAAUAACAAAGAGAAGGAAAAAAUGGUGGUUGCAUCAGGAAAUCCUUUUGCCAAGGAGAUGGCUAUACGGAAGAGAAUCUUGAACAUAUACAAUAAGAGAGAAGAAGACUUUUCCUCAUUAAGAGAAUACAAUGAUUAUCUAGAGGAUGUGGAGGACAUGACAACUAACUUGGUAGAGGGCAUAGAUGUAGCUGCUAUCGAAGCUAAAAUUGCCCAAUACAAGGAAGAAAAUGCUGAACAGAUAACUCUUUCUCAAGCUCGCAAGGCAGAGGAAUUAGCAGCAGCUCUGCAAGCAAGCAAAGGAGGAGUUGUCAUGCAGAGUGAUGCAACUGAUGGGGCCAUGAAUCAAAGCUCUCAAGGGUUUACUGGACAGGGGCAGUAUGUGCCAGCAGUCGCUGGGGCUAUGGGUCAACCUCGGCCAACAGGCAUGGCCCCACAACCUGUUCCAUUGGGUCAUGAUAUGCAUGGUUAUGCAGUUGAUGAUGAGGAAAUGAUGAGGCUCAGAGCAGAGAGAGGUGGAAGGGCCGGAGGAUGGAGUAUAGAACUAAGCAGGAAAAGGGCACUUGAGGAAGCCUUCAGUAGCAUUUGGGUAUGAUUUUUCUCCUUAAUUUGUUACCUGUGUGCAAGAUUUGCAAAUCUGUCUUUUGGCAAAGGAAAAGAAAGUAUGGAGUUGGUUGUUGAACUUGACAGUGUAAAGUCGAGUGUUUUUUCUCCUCUUUGGUGUUUGCUCUAGUAACGUAUCAGGGACAAAUACAGAUCAAGUCAACAAGGGUACACCAAAUCUUGAACUUUAGUUAUAGUUCAGUGUUUACUAUGUCUCUCAUGCAAAGCAUCUGAAAAGGGCGAUAUUUGUUACUAGUUUAUAUAUGGGCAUCUGAAGAUUUUGAGGUAUAUAAAGCUUCUCUGUCUGUCUCAUUCACAGAUGUUUAUGGUAUAUCCUUGUUAGAUUCUGAGAUGCCCUGACCUGUCAUGCUUCUGUUAGUUUAAGACAAUGGGGGUUUUCUUAGAUGCCAACCUUGUUGGGAUUUGUAUAAUUCGCAAAAUUAUGGUUUUUCGAGCAUAACUUAACUGUUGCAUUGACCUGA
Messenger RNA from Papaver somniferum (opium poppy), 1479 nucleotides. RefSeq lists its product as uncharacterized. The record is from RefSeq and is a predicted model, not a curated record. Gene Ontology annotation, cellular component: transcription factor TFIIH holo complex. Lineage: Eukaryota; Viridiplantae; Streptophyta; Magnoliopsida; Ranunculales; Papaveraceae. The transcript is spliced from 6 exons. The coding region runs from base 417 to 989 and encodes 190 amino acids. Gene Ontology annotation, biological process: regulation of transcription by RNA polymerase II; regulation of cyclin-dependent protein serine/threonine kinase activity; DNA repair.